GAGCAGAUGCUGUCUCACAAAAUCAUAAAUUGAUAAAGAAGAAAAGUGACGUAUCAUCAGAAAAAAAGAAAAGUAAUUCCUAGAUGUCGCAUUGAUCAAAUAAAAUAAUUUCAAGCACAUUUUAUCAUUUAAUGUGACAUAGUUCAGGUUAUGUUUUGAAAUACAGUGAUUUCAAGCACGUGGUGAAAUAUAAAUAAGUUGAAUAAGUAAAAAUUAAAUAAAUAAAUAAAAAUGUUGCGAAGACAAGCGCGUUUGAGACGUGAGUACCUUUAUCGUAAAUCUAAAGAAGAUAAAAUAAAAACUAUUCAAGAAAAAAAAGAUAAAUUGAAAAAAAGUUUGGAAAACAACGUUCCAAUCCACCCUGACCUGAGGAAAGAUGCCUUGUACUUACAACGUAAACUGGACUGGGAAGAUGCUGGUCCAGAGCGAGCAGUUGCCAUGGGAACAGAAAUGGGUGGGACAACUGGGACCCACGAAGAUGAUGAGUACCGUUGGGCCGGUGUCGAAGAUCCAAAAAUAAUGUUGACAACUUCACGUGACCCUAGUGCUCGUCUUAAAAAAUUCGUCAAAGAAGUCCGUCUCAUCUUUCCUACCGCGCAGAGAUUAAAUCGUGGUAACGCUGAGAUGAAAACACUGAUCGAAGUCUGCAGAGCUAAUCAAGUCACGGAUUUCAUUGUAAUUCACGAGCACCGUGGUGUUCCAGAUCAUCUUGUUAUUUGUCAUCUACCCUACGGCCCGACUGCUUACUUCACUCUGUCAAACGUCGUAAUGCGACAUGACAUUCCUGAAAUAGGUACUAUGUCAGAGCAGUAUCCGCAUUUAAUUUUUCAUAAUUUUAAAUCGACGCUAGGUAUCAGGACGAUGAACAUCCUGAAGCACUUGUUCCCGGUACCUAAAGAAGACAGCAAACGUGUGAUGGCUUUUGCUAACCACGAUGACUUCAUUGCUUUCCGGCAUUAUACUUACAAGAAAUCCGGUGGGCAAGAUGUUGAGAUGACCGAAGUUGGACCCAGGUUUACUCUAAAAUUGUAUAAAAUAAAAUUAGGCACCAUAGAUGCUAUUGAGGCUGCUGACACUGAAUGGAACUUGGGGACUUUCAUGAACACCACGCACAAGCGACGAUUUUUAUCCAACGAAGAUGGUUGGGAUCAAGAAGAUGAUUUUUAGAUAUUAAGUUCUUAAAAGUAGGAUAAUUUUGAAAUUUAAUUUUUUUUUUUUUUUUUUUCAAUAAAUGAAUUAUUUUAAAAUA
Messenger RNA from Cotesia glomerata, 1249 nucleotides. Its product is annotated as U3 small nucleolar ribonucleoprotein protein IMP4. NCBI's taxonomy places the organism in Eukaryota, Metazoa, Arthropoda, Insecta, Hymenoptera, Braconidae. The record is from RefSeq and is a predicted model, not a curated record. Gene Ontology annotation, cellular component: Mpp10 complex; small-subunit processome; nucleolus. Gene Ontology annotation, biological process: rRNA processing. The coding region runs from base 232 to 1167 and encodes 311 amino acids. Gene Ontology annotation, molecular function: rRNA primary transcript binding; snoRNA binding. The transcript has a single exon.